Messenger RNA from Drosophila ananassae, 1004 nucleotides. RefSeq lists its product as uncharacterized. The transcript has 3 exons. The record is from RefSeq and is a predicted model, not a curated record. The coding region runs from base 114 to 755 and encodes 213 amino acids. Gene Ontology annotation, cellular component: glucosidase II complex. Lineage: Eukaryota; Metazoa; Arthropoda; Insecta; Diptera; Drosophilidae. Gene Ontology annotation, biological process: N-glycan processing.
GGUGGAAGCGUGGCAACUCUGUAAAAACAACAAAUACAAUGCUUCCAUAAACAAAACAUAGUUUUUUAGCAAGACCCAUUCCAGGACCAAAAAACAAAAGACAUAAGGACAAUAUGCGGAAGACGUGGGUGAAGAGGGAAAACAUUUACUACAAACCAUUUUACAAGCAGAAGUCGAAGAUGUUCCUGCUGCUCAUCUUUCUGGUGGGGAUCUCCUUCAUCGCCUACCAGGCCUUCUCGCUGAACCAGUUGCCUGGAGUGCCAACUCCCUGGAAUCUGCAGCAACUGCGAAAAAAGCACCAACAGAUGAUCCAGUCGCUGGGUAAGAAGGAGCGCGAUGCGGACGAGUUUGAUGGCGGAGGAGGCGGUGGCGCCGGUGGCGUAGCAGCUGUCCCGAUCACAGGUCAAAAGGAUGAGGAUGCCAUCAAGAUUGUGCGGGGCACCCGUCUCUUUGACUACGAUGCUUAUAAGCCAAAUUUCGAGGGAAAGUUCCGGUGCCUGGACGGCUCCAAGGAGAUCCCAUUUGAUCACCUAAACGACAACUACUGUGACUGCGAGGGCGAUGGCAGCGACGAGCCAAGCACGAACGCCUGCGCGAAGGGCAAGUUCUACUGUCGUUACCAGAAACGGCAUUUUACGGGCCGGGGCCUGGACGUCUACGUGGCCAGUAGUCGUGUGAACGACCAUGUAUGCGACUGCUGUGAUGGAAGCGACGAGUGGACGACUGAUGUUAAAUGCCAAAAUGACUGCGCGUAGCGUCCCCUAACCCCUAACCCAAAUCCCUGUCCCCCUCCCUUAAAUCCACCUUUGCACCCAGGACACAAUCUCAAGGAUGAAGCUGUCUGGCGCAUCACAAGCGAUAUUUUUUGUACGAGUACAAUAGAUUGUAAUUUAUUUUAAAGUAAGUAGAUUGAAUAAAAAAAAAGAGUGAAUCCCAGAAGUACGAGGAAGAUCCUGUUUAUAAAAAAUGUCCCAAAAAGUAAUAAUAAACAUUUUAAUGCUUAA